UAUGCAGGAGAUGAGGUGUUGGUGAGAUCAAGUGCUGUACUACGCUGUGCUGUGUUGUGUUGUGAUGCUAUGCUGUAUGAACAAGGAAAUGAUGGGAAUGAUGCUUGCUUGCUUGCUUGACUCUGCCUUUGCUCUCUAUUCUUUCUUUACCCUGUUGCUAUUCACGUUCCGCCUCCUCACCUCACCUCACCUCACCUCUCCCUCUUCUUCUUCUUCAUUCCACUCAUCCAACCUUUACGACCUGAAGCGCUACCAAAGGAAGUUGUAGGCAAGGCAGAGCCCUUUGUACUACCAUUUCCGCUGACGAUGGCGGGAGAAGCACGUACUCCAUUGUCCUCACCAUCUUCGUCUUCAGUGGAGCGCUGCCGCUUCCCGCUGCCGCUAGAGGGAGAGCUGGUGGGACUACCAUUGGUACUGCCAUUGGCGGUAGUGCUCAUCAAUCGCUGCAAGAGGUGCUUCUUCUCUCCUCCCCCUACCACUUCUCCUAGCCCACUGGCGCUCGUGCUUGGAGAAGCAGGCGAAAAGUUCCUAAAUAUGGGC
This is a messenger RNA of Microstroma glucosiphilum, 540 nucleotides long. RefSeq lists its product as hypothetical. NCBI's taxonomy places the organism in Eukaryota, Fungi, Basidiomycota, Exobasidiomycetes, Microstromatales, Microstromataceae. The record is from RefSeq and is a predicted model, not a curated record. The transcript has a single exon. Bases 89 to 268 code for a protein of 59 amino acids.